AUGGCGACCUCCAAGCUGCAAACUUUCACAAGCAAACCCCGCAUCUUCAUCCUGUCCGACAUAUCGAACGAGCCGGAUGACGCGGAGUCGCUAUGUCGGUACCUUCUCUAUGCGAACCAGUUCGAGACGGAGGGACUGGUGGCGUGCACGAGCACGUGGAUGAAGAAUCGGGUGUGCCCGCAGGAUAUGGAGAAGAUUGUUGAUGCGUAUGCGGGCGCGGUCGACAAUCUGAAUCAGCAUGUGCAUCCGGACUGGCAGUAUCCGAGUGCGGAGCAUUUGAGGGGUUUGAUUAGGAAGGGAGCCGAGGUCUACGGUAUGGCAGCCGUCGGCGACGACAUCCCCCUCUCCCCCGGCGGCGAACUCCUCUACUCGCGAAUCUUGGCGCCCUCCGCCCAACCCCUCUGGAUCCUCUGCUGGGGUGGAACAAACGUGCUAGCCUCCGUCCUCUACGCUAUCGACAGCAAGUUCACGCCCGAGGACUCCCAGCGUCUGCUCUCCCGCAUCCGGGUCUACGCCAUAUCCGACCAGGACGACACAGGCGCCUGGAUCCGCAACAGCUUCCCGGAUAUCUUCUACAUCACGUCCGUGCACGGCUGGAACCAGUACGGGAUGGCGGCCUGGACGGGAAUCUCAGGGGAGAAGUACUACGGGUUCGACCAGGGCGGGCCCGACUUCAGCAAGAUGGAGAAACAGUGGCUUAAGGAGAAUGUGCAGAUUGGCCCGUUGGGGAAGGCCUAUCCGGACUAUAUGUUUAUUCCAGAGGGCGAUACUCCGACCUUCUUGUACUUGAUCCAGAAUGGGCUGGGUGUGCCCGAGAGUCCGGAGUAUGGAGGUUGGGGUGGGAGGUAUGCGAGGACCGAUGUUAGUGAUAAGGGCCUGAACAGCAAUCAUUACAGCGAUGCAGUGGAUCGAGUCAAGGGCAUGGAUGGACGGAUUCACACGAGCAAUCACGCGACUAUCUGGCGCUGGAGGGAUGCGUUUCAGAACGACUUCGCCGCACGCAUACAGUGGACGAUGACAACCGACUUCGGCAAAGCGAAUCACCACCCCGUGAUCAACAUCAACGACUCCGCAGGCCUGCAGGCGCUGAGGGUGGAGGCCGAAGCAGGGUCCAGUAUCGUCCUAGAUGCGAGCAAGACGUACGAUCCGGACAAGGGCGAUAAGUUGACGUUCAAGUGGUGGCACUACCGGGAGCCCUCCGCGACGCAGUGGUGGGUCGACGCCGAAGUUGCCGAACUGUCCGUCAAGCCACUCGACAACGAGAACCGCAAAGUCGAAGUCACGCUUCCGCCACCCGAGAAGUGCGCGGUAGAGCUGAUGAGCCGGCAGCCGGUCGAGAGGGGCCAGUUGCUGCACUUGAUCCUGGAGGUUACGGAUAGCGGUAGCCCGCCGUUGACGACGUACAGGAGGGUGUUGAUUCAGGCGACGAACAAGGAGUUGAAGGGUGGGGGCAAGGCGGCGGAGGCGAUUGGCGAGGUGAUGAAGGCCGAGGCUGAGAGGGAGGCUUGUCCGCUGUUGGACGGGUCGUAG
Molecule: messenger RNA, 1530 nt
Organism: Trematosphaeria pertusa
Lineage: Eukaryota; Fungi; Ascomycota; Dothideomycetes; Pleosporales; Trematosphaeriaceae
Product: DUF1593-domain-containing protein
Exons: 2
Coding region: 1-1530 (509 amino acids)
Molecular function (GO): hydrolase activity, hydrolyzing N-glycosyl compounds
Source: RefSeq, a predicted model, not a curated record